UACAUAGAGAGCUUCAUGGUGGACAUUUACAUAAAGAUGCAGAGGGGGAGUCUGACAAUCUGACAGAUAUAAAGAGAGUUUGUCACAGUGUCUGGAACACAAACGAUAAAGCCGAUCUCUGCUGUGAUCUACUGGGAAGAGAUUGAGAAGAUGGCAAUGUUGGUGUUUUUAGCAACUCCUCUCUCUGUUGCUCUGGUGAGCGGAUGCAGUCAGGCUAAAGUCAUGCCAGUUGAUUGUUCUGGCCUUUAUAAAUCUGGACAAACAGUCAGUGGGAUUUACUCCAUCUAUCCAGCAGGAGACAUUCCUGUCUGGGUUUACUGUGAGAUGAUCUCAGGUGGGAAAGAUGAAGACAACGGAGCAUGGACGGUGUUUCAGAGGAGAAUGGAUGGCACUGUGAAUUUCUAUCGACCGUGGAAUCAGUACAAGAGAGGAUUUGGGAAUGUGGAGGGAGAAUGUUUGUGGCUGGAGAACAUGUACCAGCUGACAAGCAACAGGACAUACAUGCUGAGAGUGGAUCUGGAGGACUUCACCGGGAGGAAAGGUUUCGCUCUGUACUCGUCCUUCUCUGUGGGUCCUGAAGCUGAUGGAUAUAAACUGCAAGUUUCAGGAUUCAAGGAUGGAGAAGCAGGCGACUCCAUGACCAGCCAUAAUGGACAGAAGUUCACCACCUUUGACCGAGACCAAGACACCUAUGAAAAAAAACUGUAUCUUGGGGCAUUUUGGUACAAUAACUGUCAAGAUGCAAACCCCAAUGGUGUGUAUUUAUGGGGAGAUGAUCCCACCCUUUUCGCUGUUGGAAAUGUUUGGUACACCUGGAAGAACAAUUAUUCUGUUGCUAUGAAAUCCAUCAGCAUGAAGAUCAGACAUGUGUCUUAGACAUUUGAAGAAACCGUACAAUGUUUCUCAGAAACAAACAA
Carassius carassius (crucian carp) is the source of this 917-nucleotide messenger RNA. Its product is annotated as microfibril-associated glycoprotein 4-like. NCBI's taxonomy places the organism in Eukaryota, Metazoa, Chordata, Actinopteri, Cypriniformes, Cyprinidae. The coding region runs from base 151 to 876 and encodes 241 amino acids. The transcript is spliced from 7 exons. Gene Ontology annotation, biological process: elastic fiber assembly. The record is from RefSeq and is a predicted model, not a curated record.